AUGGACUCUCCGGCGCCACAGCAGCCUGCAACCGCGAGCGCCAGCGGGAAGAAGCAGCGCGGAGAGCGAUGGGGCGAGCAGGAGGAUGCGAGAUUUGUAAAUCUCAGGAUUGAGAAUCCGGAUAUGUCGUGGGAAGAGUUUCAAAGGAAAUUCUUCCCUCAUCGCACCACAGCAGCUCUACUUUGGAGGCAUUCGACCGUACUGAGAGCGAGAAUUGAGCAGAAAAAGGCCGCGUCUGCUAGGGAUGCUGCAGCUGCCGCGGCAUCGUUGUCCUUCCAAGAUCGUGAGACCAUUUCUCCAUUCACCGAGAGCGAAGACGACACGGCGAGCCACGCCUCGUAUGAAGCUGGCCGUUCACUUCGCCAUCGACGCGAUUACACGGACAAACCAGGGGAUGAACCAAGCUCGAAGAGACGACGAACCCUCCCUGCCAGGACUCGCCGUAGACCGGUCCGUUUAGGCUACGAAGAUGAUGCUAUGGCCGAAGAUGAUGGACUGGUUAAGCUUCUCGAUUUGGUAACCGCGGAAGAUUUUGUCAAGAUACAUCAGCGGGCGAAGGCCUGUCUCUCAGAGACCAAACGAGCUGAAAACGCGCUACGCCAGAACGCCGAACUGGAACGCCGAUUGAAAGAGGUAGAAGCCGAACUUCGAGAGCUUACUGAGCGGUCGAAAACGGACCCCAAAAAGUCUGAUCAAGAAACGGAAGACCGAAAGGAUAUAAAGUAUGAAGGGCUUGAGGUCGAGCUUACAGGAAUGGACGAGGAGUCCAAAGCCAAGGUCAAAUCCUCCUGGGAGACCAUCAAAUCAAAGGUCCGCGACACGUUUACUCUUCGGCAAUGGGACGAGGCCGGCAUGGGCCCGGCAGUGAAUACAGUCCAGCAAGUUAUCGACAAGCUUAUGGAGACGUCAGCUCCAACAGCUCCAAAUGGGCAUCACGGAGAUGAUGCCGUCACCACACAAAAAUCCCCAGCGAUGGGGAUUUGA
Molecule: messenger RNA, 984 nt
Organism: Nannizzia gypsea CBS 118893
Lineage: Eukaryota; Fungi; Ascomycota; Eurotiomycetes; Onygenales; Arthrodermataceae
Exons: 4
Coding region: 1-984 (327 amino acids)
Source: RefSeq, a predicted model, not a curated record